GGAAACAGAAACGAGAGCGGGAACGCGUACCGCACAGCUCCUUCUUUCUUUCUUUCUUUCUCUACUUAAACGCUAUUCCCAUUUUUUAGGUCUUGCAAGUUGCAUCCUCUCUUUCCCAUUCUCUCUUUCUCUUUCUCUAUUUUCGUCGAGAUCUGUGCCUUUUCUCGAAGCUUCAUUUGUACGAGCUGGAUCCUCAGUUAACAGUUGAAAUAGUGGAGCCUGCAGUCAUGGUUCCACCAAUUGAAACCCCAAACAAAAACCACGAUGCUCAUUACGCCCCACAUGCUCCUCUUAAUGAGAGGAUUCUUUCAUCCAUGACGAGGAGGUCUGUUGCUGCUCACCCUUGGCAUGAUCUUGAGAUAGGACCUGGAGCUCCAACCGUAUUCAACGCUGUAGUUGAAAUAUCGAAAGGAAGCAAGGUGAAAUAUGAACUUGACAAGAAAACUGGAUUGAUUAAGGUUGAUCGUGUGCUCUACUCAUCUGUUGUGUAUCCCCAUAACUAUGGUUUCAUUCCUCGUACUCUUUGUGAGGACAAUGACCCCAUGGAUGUCUUGGUUAUUAUGCAGGAGCCAGUUCUUCCUGGAUGCUUUCUUCGGGCUAGAGCUAUAGGCCUCAUGCCUAUGAUUGAUCAGGGUGAGAAAGAUGACAAGAUAAUUGCUGUUUGUGCCGAUGAUCCUGAGUACCGAGACAUCAAUGAUAUCAAGGAUCUCCCACCACAUCGUUUGGCUGAGAUACGCCGCUUCUUUGAAGACUACAAGAAAAAUGAGAACAAGGAAGUUGCAGUUAAUGACUUUCUGCCUGCUUCUGCUGCCUAUGAAGCAAUCCAGUACUCCAUGAACCUCUAUGCAGACUACAUAGUGGAGAGCCUGAGGCGGUAGCUGUUUGUACAAGCAUACAUCUUGGGGUGUGAUUCUCCUACUUAUAAUGAAGUUGCUGUUAUAUAAGAUUUUACUUUGUUACAAGAAACCUCUGUAUGUAGCUGCUCUGCUUACAUUGGUUUCAGGAAUGUGUGCUAAUACUACAACCUUUAAAUGGAUUGUUUUUUCAUGAUGAUGAUGAUGAUGAUAAGUACGGAACGAAUUUUGUUGUAAUGAAUAUCUGAAAGGAGCAGGGAAAAUUAGUCUGGCUAGAGAAUAUAUUGAUGCUUGUGAUGAUUCUUUUUUA
Molecule: messenger RNA, 1164 nt
Organism: Quercus robur (English oak)
Lineage: Eukaryota; Viridiplantae; Streptophyta; Magnoliopsida; Fagales; Fagaceae
Product: soluble inorganic pyrophosphatase 1-like
Exons: 9
Coding region: 228-878 (216 amino acids)
Biological process (GO): phosphate-containing compound metabolic process
Cellular component (GO): cytoplasm
Molecular function (GO): inorganic diphosphate phosphatase activity; magnesium ion binding
Source: RefSeq, a predicted model, not a curated record